UAUUGAUUGAAAUAGAUUGAUUGUAUUUUGGGUUUUAUUACUCUGCGGAAUUGUAUGUUAGAUAAGAUCUAGUUAAUAGUUAUUAACUGGCUUAAGCAAUUUUGUCUAAUAUGUUAUCGGCAUUCAAAUCUUUAUGCACUCUAUUGCUAUUUAUGUACGUACACUUGUGUAUCCACAACCACACAUUAGAAAGCAGAAAAAUAGCAAAAUAGAAUUUGGCUUUACUAGGGUGGAACAUAAAAACCUGUUGGGGACCCCUUCAAUGGCCCUUAACUUGUCACUCACCCAUACAGAGAAAUUCGCAAAUACACCCUAUGGUCCAUUGAAGGUAUUGUGUCACUUAAACUCAAAUCUAUCUUAACUUUUGGAGGGGGUUCGUGGUGAUGGUGGAAGUUUUAUCUGUGUCUUACUGUUCUGGGUCUUUUGUUUUUAUUUAAACUCUGUCCUUGUGGGUUUCUAUAUGCAUGUCUAUAAUCAUCUUAAUCCGUGAAAACUGGUAGACCAGCUACUUCUUGAUGGCUCUCAUAUGUGUAUCUGGUUAAUAAGACCUGGUUAUUAUAAAUUAUUGAUAUUGUAGCUAACUAAUAACAUAUGGUUUUGUCACUUGCUUAGAUCACAUAUAACAAUGGUGAAAGCUGUCGCAGUUCUCAGCAGCAGUGCGGGUGUUAGUGGCACCAUCUUUUUUACCCAAGAAGGAGAUGGUCCAACUACUGUUACAGGAAAUCUUUGUGGCCUGAAACCUGGGCUUCAUGGUUUCCAUGUCCAUGCUCUUGGUGACACAACAAAUGGCUGCAUGUCAACAGGACCACAUUUCAAUCCUGCUAACAAAGAGCAUGGUGCUCCAGAGGAUGAGAAUCGUCAUGCUGGUGAUCUUGGCAAUGUUACAAUUGGUGAAGAUGGUGCUGCUUCCUUUACUAUUGUUGACAAGCAGAUUCCGCUCUCUGGACCACAUUCCAUCAUUGGAAGGGCUGUAGUUGUCCAUGGUGACCCUGAUGAUCUGGGAAAGGGAGGCCAUGAACUCAGCAAAAGCACUGGAAAUGCUGGUGGAAGGGUUGCCUGUGGCAUCAUCGGCCUGCAGGGUUGA
Messenger RNA from Ilex paraguariensis (yerba mate), 1084 nucleotides. The record is from the annotation of a GenBank genome assembly. Lineage: Eukaryota; Viridiplantae; Streptophyta; Magnoliopsida; Aquifoliales; Aquifoliaceae.